AACAUCAAGAGGUGUGUGUGCAUCAUAUAUGAUCCCUCUAAAGCGGACCUAGGCGUUGAAGCUUUCAGAUUCCUUUAUGGAGUUGUACCGAGGUGGAAACUUUAAUGGCGAAAAGUUGAGAGAGAAUAAUUUUUCCUGGAUGGGUAUUUUUGAAGAAAUACCUAUCAUGGUUUCAAACUCUGCCCUUUUCAGUGCCUUCAUGGCCGAACUGGAGACUGAUACACCUGUCUCACAGGGCGAUUAUGAUCGUCUACACUCAUCAACCGCUCCUUCCUUGAGAACAAUAUGGCAUUUUAGAUUAAAUGCAUGGAUGAUUUAUCUAUGCAACAACAAAAGUAUCCGAUACUACUACCGGAACCUGUCUCGUCUGCAAGCGCAACAGCAAGUCUGGCUCCAUAAGAGAAGGACGGAGAACAUGGCUCUUAUGUCAACCAAUUAAAUAAGGAGGCAAAUGGUAUGAUUCACUUUCUAAACAAAAUCUACUUUAAACAUGAGGUUCUAUAGUAAUAGCUCGUCCACAGUAAUCAGCUUAGGAUAAAGUUUAGCUUUAAACAAAAUUAAGGAAUAGUUAAAUGUCUGGUAUUCUUGGAUGGUCUUAAAUCAAUACAUCUUUUAAGCCUUUUAGAUUAUCGUAAGUUGAUUGUGUUUAGCGAUUAGGAUCCUAAUAUAAUCAUGUGCCCCAAAUCUCCCCUUACAAAAUUAGAUAGCCGGGCCGGGCUGGGCCACAUUGAGAGUUGUCUAAGGCCCAUAGAGAGAGAGAGAGAGAGAGAGAGAGUUGUGGUAUAUAUUCUUUGUUUUAAGAUGACAGAAGAAAAAUUAGGGUUUCCAAAAACUUAGAGAAUCCCAAUGAACUUCUACCGCCGCAUUCUGAUGGCCCCCGCUUCUCUCCACCACUGGAAGAAGGUUGUUACUGCUCCUCCGCCUUCGAGUGGGAUCCAGAACUGUCGUAUCUGGAAGGUGGCUUGUUCAAUUCCCGCUGCUGCGCCGUUUUCAACUGGCGUGGAGACCUCUGAAGUUACUCUUCCUCCUAUCAAGUCUGAUCUAUGCGACGGUGCCUCUUCUUCUGCUGAGAAGGCGAAGGUGGCAGCAAGUAAUAUGGUGAAGAGGAAAAUCUUUGAGAAGCUGAAGUCUCUUACGGUUGAAACCGUAGAUCUCAUCAUAAGGGAGGACAAUAAGAACGGUCUUUACGUCGGUCAGGGGGAUCUCAUCGGAUGGAUUAAGAUUCUUACUAACAAGUUCCGUAAACCUGAAAACGCGAGAUCUUCCGGUGGAUGGAUAGUAAGAGGGUGGUAUUUACUCCUUCCCAGUUUGAACUCUAUGUGGAUCUUAUUGCCAAGGUUGAUGGCUUAGAAGCGGCUCGUAAGUUCUUCAAUAAAGUAGAUCCAGAGUUCAACAACUUUGACCCUAAUAAAGCCAAGAAAAGUCCUGUUUACUUGAAGCUCUAUCCCUCGACCCAAGUUAGCAACGAAGAAGAUUUUUGUCUGGAGGCGGAGAUGGAGGAGGAGAAGAAGAAGGAGAAGGAGAAGGAGAAGGAGAAGGAGAAGAAGAAGAAGGAGAAGAAGAAGGAGGUUCCCCAAUCAAGUUCUCAUUUCAUGAGAAAACGUCCUAAUAGUACCGGGCGGGUAGUAAGAAGGCGUAUUUAAGAUGCGUUAUCAGUGGGUUACGCUGUGCCUUCUGGCCAUUUUAGCUAAAUGUAUGAUGUGUGUCUUAGUCAAUAAAGCAAGGCUUUCAGAUUUCCUCUUUGUGCCUUGCCUGCCUUGUCCAAAACAACCCCCAUAUGUUAAGCUUCUGCAUGUAAUCUCUGUACGACCAUCUGUUUGGUUCAUUGUUAUAAUAUUGUACUAGUAGACUACUUUCGUUUCACAUAUAUAACUCAACAACUCCACCGGUUUCAUUUCA
Messenger RNA from Camelina sativa (false flax), 1899 nucleotides. Its product is annotated as eukaryotic translation initiation factor 3 subunit H. NCBI's taxonomy places the organism in Eukaryota, Viridiplantae, Streptophyta, Magnoliopsida, Brassicales, Brassicaceae. The record is from RefSeq and is a predicted model, not a curated record.